UAAUUAAAGACAUUUGGAAAAUAAUAUUCAAACGAAGACAUUUCUUAUGUCAUGUUUGUAAUUAGUUGUAAAUUUGUAAUCUCAUGUUUCUGUAUUUGUUUUUGUUUCUUUGUAUGUGUGUUUCAGGCUGUUUCCAUAGUCAACUAAUAAGAUACAAAAAGUCAAUAAUCUUUAUCUCUCAAUAUACAAUUACAUAGAAACCAGAUCAAAACUCUUGUCUUCGAAAGCCAUACAUCUAGAACAACAGUUUCAUCAUCAUCAUCAUCAUCAUCGUAAGAAGAUGGAGGAAGUCCAGAACCAUGUAUUCGAAGAAGCAGCAGAAGGAUCGACAACGGAGAAAGUCUACAUAGCUGUAGGAAGCGAUAUACAAGAAGGUUUCAAAACAAUCGAUUGGGCAUUAAAGAAAUGGCACAACACACCAAUCUCCAUUGUUCUUCUCCAUUUCUGCAACAUUUUACAAGAUUUCGUCUACACCCCUUUUGGAAAGCUUCCAGCGAGUUCUGUCAGCGAGGAGAAGCUUGAAGUACUCAGGAAAUACGAGGACCAAAAGAUCAACAAGUUGUUGUCCAAAUACGUUACUUUUUGUGGAAAGUUACAGGUGAAAGCAGAGUUACUCAAGGUUGAGAAUCAAGAUGAUUUUAUACCAACGCUAAUCUUAGAUUUGAUCUCAAAGCUCAAGAUCACAAAACUAGUCAUGGGAAUCACUUUCAUGAGAUCUUCAUCAUCUUCUUCAUCAUGGAAAUCAAAGAGUGCUAUAAGCGGAUCGUUCUAUGUAUACCAAAACAAACCAGAUUUUUGCGAGUUUUACAUAAUCUGUGGAGGCAAGAUGGUUAUGCUAAAGAGGGAGAACGAUGCGAACAACAAUAUGAGAAGCUGGAUUGGUAAGAUGUUUCAUGAUCCUGGAAGGAGUCUAGACCUUUCAUCAAGCAGCAAUGAUGAUUCAACGGGUAGUGGAAGUCCAUGGGAUAAGAAUUUGCAGGAGAUGGAGAGUUAUUUCCAGCAGUUAUUGAGUUUGAAUCUUGAAGAAGAUGAUGUGGAAGAAACAGAAGAAGAUGAUGAUGAGGAGGAGGGGGUGGCACUAAACGUGCUGCAACAUAUGAAUGUAGCAGAGAAGCUGGAGUAUGUGAGAAGAAAAGUAAAUGAAGCUAAGCUGAUGAUAGAGGAGAACAUGAGAGAAGUCAAAGUCAACUGUGAGAGAUCAGACAAAGCUGAAUGGGCAAUCUCUUUAUGUACUUGCAGAAUUGAAGAGCUUGAAGGUGGGAUAAAACAAGAAAGCGAGAGACGAGAGAAGCUUCAAGUGACGUUAGAUUCUGAUAAAGAAUGCAUCCAAGAAGCAAAGAACGACGUCGAAAAAGGCAAAACAAAGCUAGUUUCCCUUGGGGGGAUUAAAGAAGAGCUCUCAAGCAAGGCUAAGACAAUGACGGAGGCUAAAUCACAGGCAGAAGCUGAGCUAGAGAGCGUCGUGUUAAAGAAAGGAGAGAUGGUAAUGGAGAUUGAGAAACUUAGGAACCAAAGAGAUAUCUUCAACCUUAGGAUUGAGUUUUGCAAAGAGAAAGAGGCCACAGGGUUGGACUCAAAGGAAGAAGUGAAGUGUGGGUAUAGAGAGUAUGUUGCAGAUGAUAUCAAGUUAGCCACAGAGAGUUACUCUGAUCGUUUGAGGUUAAAAUCUGGUGGUAACUGGACGAAUGUGUACCGAGGGAGGAUCAAACACACAACAAUGGCUGUGAAAGUGAUUGGUGACACUUUAUCAGAUGAAGUUUUUAAAGCAAAAGUUAAGCUUUUGAAUGAGAUUAGACAUCCUAACUUGGUAGCCAUUGCUGGGUUCUGUCCAGAGAAGCCUAAAUGCAUACUCUUUGAGUAUAUGCACAAUGGAAACUUGAGGGACAAUCUAUUCACAUCACUGAGGAAAUCAAGAAGAAGCAAGAUACUAACAUGGCUUGAUAGGAUACGCAUAGCUCACCAGGUUUGCUCCGGACUCGGUUUUCUCCACUCGGUUAAGCCUAAACCGAUCGUCCACGGUCGUCUUACGCCUUCCAAGAUCCUCUUGGACCGUAACCUUGUACCGAAAAUAACCGGGUUUGGAGUUUUAAUGCAUCAGACUGAUACAAAACCUGAUGUGUUGGCGUUUGGGGUUUUGCUUCUGCAUCUACUAACCGGGAGGAACUGGCCCGGUUUGCUUAAGGCGAUGUCGAUGAACCAGGCGAGCAUUCUAAGAGAUUUGGACCAAACAGCUGGUAAGUGGCCGUUGGAGUUAGCUAAGGAGUUUGGUGGACUUGCGGUGAAGUGUGCUUCAGUUAACAGAGGAGUGAACAUUGAUUUUACAACUAAAGAGAUAAUGCAAGAGCUUGGUAAGAUCAUGGAGAAAGCUAAUGAGUUUAGAAUCACAGGAGGGUAUGAGGAAGCAACUAACUCAAACAUCAAUGAAGCAGAUCCAAAUGACAUCAUACCAAGUGUUUUCAUCUGUCCUAUACUUCAGGAAGUGAUGAAGAACCCACAUGUAGCAGCAGAUGGGUUUUCGUAUGAGCUUGAGGCUAUAGAGGAGUGGCUAAGCAUGGGACAUGACACAUCUCCUAUGACGAAUCUUAGCCUGGAUCAUCAAGUUCUAACACCGAACCAUACUCUUCGUGCUCUCAUUCAAGACUGGCAUAGUAAAAAAGCAGCACAAGCUUCCUCCUAAAUUUCUCUUGUAUAUACAUACACACACAACUCAAAAAAUGUUUCUACUUUUUGUAUUUUGAUUCAAAUAUUACACUAUAAAAGCCACAGAAUAUAGUAAUCAGAAACAAGGAUCAAAACACAAACAAAGGAACAGAGAGGAAGAAGAAGAUCGCGAUAUUA
This is a messenger RNA of Brassica rapa (field mustard), 2838 nucleotides long. Its product is annotated as putative U-box domain-containing protein 50. Lineage: Eukaryota; Viridiplantae; Streptophyta; Magnoliopsida; Brassicales; Brassicaceae. Gene Ontology annotation, molecular function: protein kinase activity; ubiquitin-protein transferase activity; ATP binding. The record is from RefSeq and is a predicted model, not a curated record. Gene Ontology annotation, biological process: protein ubiquitination; protein phosphorylation.